Messenger RNA from Tilletiopsis washingtonensis, 1412 nucleotides. RefSeq names its product O-acetylhomoserine ami. Lineage: Eukaryota; Fungi; Basidiomycota; Exobasidiomycetes; Entylomatales. The transcript has 11 exons. Bases 36 to 1316 code for a protein of 426 amino acids. The record is from RefSeq and is a predicted model, not a curated record. Gene Ontology annotation, biological process: transsulfuration. Gene Ontology annotation, molecular function: pyridoxal phosphate binding; transferase activity, transferring alkyl or aryl (other than methyl) groups.
GUCCUCCUCCGUGCGCAACCCCAGACACCCUCACCAUGCCCUCCAACUUCGACACGCUGCAGCUCCACGCCGGCCAGGAGCCCGACCCGGGAUCCAAUGCUCGCGCCGUGCCCAUCUUUGCGACCACGUCGUUCACGUUCAACAACUCGCAGCACGGCGCCGACCUGUUCGGCCUGCGCGCGUUCGGCAACAUCUACUCGCGUCUCAUGAACCCGACGACUGAUGUGUUCGAGAAGCGCAUUGCUGCUCUCGAGGGCGGUGCUGCUGCCGUGGCUGCGUCCAGUGGCCAGAGCGCCCAGGCCAUGGCCAUCAUGGCUCUCUGCGCUGCCGGCGACAACAUCGUCUCGGCUACGCAGCUCUACGGCGGCACCUACAACCAGCUCAAGGUCAUGUUCCCGCGCCUCGGCAUCAACACGAAGUGGGUCAAGGACUUCAGCGCCGAGGCCAUUGACGCCGCCAUCGACGACAAGACCAAGGCCGUGUACCUCGAGUCGAUCUCGAACCCCGGCUACAACGUGCCCGACUUUGAGGCCAUCGCCAAGGUCGCCCACGCCAAGGGCGUCCCGGUCAUUGUCGACAACACGUUCGGCGCCGGCGGCUACCUCGUGCGCCCGAUUGACCACGGAGCGGACAUUGUCGUGCACUCGGCCACCAAGUGGAUUGGCGGCCACGGCACCACCAUUGCCGGUGUGAUCGUCGACUCCGGCAAGUUCGACUGGGAGAAGAGCGGCCGCUUCCCGCAGUUCACCGAGCCGGCUGAGGGCUACCACGGCCUCAAGUUCUACGAGACGUUCAAGGCCAUCACGUUCGCCAUCUACACGCGCGUCGUGGUGCUGCGCGACCUCGGCCCGGCGAUUAACCCCUUCGGCUCGUUCCUGCUGCUGCAGGGCAUCGAGACGCUCUCGCUGCGCGUGCAGCGCCACGUCGAGAACGCGCUCGCCGUCGCGCAGUACCUCGAGAAGCACCCCAAGGUCUCGUGGGUCUCGUACCCGGGCCUGGCCAACCACCCGUCGCACGCGCUGGCGAAGAAGUACCUGAAGAACGGCUUCGGCGCCGUGCUCUCCUUCGGCGUCAAGGGCGACGAGAAGGCCGGCCCGGCGUUCGUCGACCAGCUCAAGCUCGCCUCGCACCUCGCCAACGUCGGCGACAUGAAGACGCUCGUCAUCAGCCCCUCGGCGACGACGCACCAGCAGCUCACCGACGACGAGCAGCUCGCGGCCGGCGUCACAAAAGACCUCAUCCGCCUCAGCGUCGGCUGCGAGUUCAUCGACGACAUCAUCGCCGACCUCGAGCAGGCCUUCAACACGGUUGUCUAAGCCGAAGUCUCAACGUGAACCCAGCCUGCGCGGUGUGGUAGCUGUAGCCUCAGACAGCGAACACGUGUGCGGUGCAAUGGGAUGUAUUAUGCGGUG